AUGGAGGGAGAACUGUCGGGAAUCAAAAAUGAAAGACAGAUCGCGUGGUUCGGAUUCUCGGCCGUGUCAUUCAACGAUUGCGGUAAGAGUUAGAUUUGUCUCCCUUAUGAGUGCUGUUCAUUUCAGUAUUCAAUGCCUUCGUGGAUUCAUGGGAAGAAGUGUGCAACGAGGAGUUCCGAGGCAAGCUGAAAAAGGUUUUACUGUCGAUUUUUACAGAGUAUGUCCAUGCUAAAUUUCUAUCCGUUUUCAGUUCAAUGAGAAGGCCCGAGUUGACUUCCUCUCGUUUCCUUUCCUGGACAAAUCGAUGGAGAAACUGUUCAAAAUGAUGAAGGUUUACUUAUAAUUUCAUUUUUUCAAUCUGAUAUUCUUUUUUCCAGAGAUAUUGUGUCUCCGACAUUUUCAAUCUUCCCGAUUCAGUCACUCUCCCAGAAUGCGUAAGUUAUUAUUUUCAAUCGAUAUACAAUGUUGAGAUGUUCAGAAACAAAUGCAAAUUGCGGCGGCCAAGGAAGCAACAAAAAAUCAAGCUCAGGCCGAGAAAGAGCUUGCCGCGAAGCUGGAACAGAUCCGACUGGUAUAUAAAUACUAAUUUUCAGGCUAGCAUCUCUACCCUUUUGCAGCUGCGAAUCAAAAUUGUCGAGCGAAGAAACCAUAUUGUUGCCGUGAACGAAUCGAUCGAAGUGUUGCACGAAAUGGAAAAGGGCGAAGAGCAGCUGAUAAAGCGGAAGAACAAGGUGCUCGACAGUCCCGCCCGGAAGAUGUCCCCCGUCUAA
Caenorhabditis sp. 36 PRJEB53466 is the source of this 770-nucleotide messenger RNA. NCBI's taxonomy places the organism in Eukaryota, Metazoa, Nematoda, Chromadorea, Rhabditida, Rhabditidae. The record is from the annotation of a GenBank genome assembly.